AUGUCAAACGAAAGAAAAUUGUGUCUUAUUAAGGAUCUCAAACCGUUCCGAGAUGAAUGGCGUCUCACUCUGAAACUGCUUCAUUCCUGGAAACAAACCACCAGCUAUGGAGGAGAUACUCUUGAGUGCGUCCUGGUUGACCAAACUGGUGCUAAAAUCCAAGCAUCAUGCAAGAGAUCUCAAAUAACUCGUGUUCAACGUUACCUACGUGUUGGUGAAUGGAAGGUCAUUGACACCGUGAAAAUAACUGGGGUAGGAGUGGGUCAAUAUCGACCUACGACGCAGCAGUACAAGAUGACAAUCAUAGGAGACACAUCAAUAACCCCUUCUGAUUAUCGGAAUGAUAAUCACUUCCUUAAUCUGGCUAACUACGAGGAGAUUGGUAAUGGAAAGCUGAAACCCCAUUUUCUAAUUGAUAUCAUGGGACAGGUUACUGAUCUUGGACCAGUAGCUAUGGUCCAAGCUAAGGGAAAUGACACAAAAAGAGUUCAUUUCCGUUUGCGUGAUACAAGUGGUCAUGAAGUGGCAUGUUGCUUAUGGGGAAAAUAUGCUGAGCAAUUUGAAUCGGUGGAAGAAGCUAAUGAUGAAAGUAUUAUAUGCUUGAUAAGGUUUGCAAAAAUCAGCGAAUACAGAGGAGAAAAACAAAUAACCAAUGCAUUUGAUGCUUCACUUGUGUUUCUCAAUCCAACAAUGGAGGAAGCUAUCGAUUUUAAACAGAAGAUGUUGAAUGAUCCUCUUCCCCUAGCUAUUUUGGAUCAAAGUAAUGAAAAGAAGAUAAUCACAAGGGUUGCUCACGAUUGGAAUGAGGUAGACGUGAGAUGUAUUUCUGAGAUUUUACAGAGUUUUGAGCUUCUUGCAAUUGAUCAUAUCAAUGAGAACUCAUCAGAAGAUGUUUCCACCCCAAGUAACAAGCGUAAGGAAGAUGAGUGUGAUCAAAUGGACAUGACAUCUACAUCUAAGAAGUUAUGCACUAAUAUCAUAAAGGUGGAGAAGACAAAGACUGAUUAG
Molecule: messenger RNA, 1008 nt
Organism: Brassica napus (rape)
Lineage: Eukaryota; Viridiplantae; Streptophyta; Magnoliopsida; Brassicales; Brassicaceae
Product: replication protein A 70 kDa DNA-binding subunit A-like
Exons: 7
Coding region: 1-1008 (335 amino acids)
Source: RefSeq, a predicted model, not a curated record